Chondrus crispus (carragheen) is the source of this 111-nucleotide messenger RNA. RefSeq lists its product as hypothetical. The transcript has a single exon. The coding region runs from base 1 to 111 and encodes 36 amino acids. NCBI's taxonomy places the organism in Eukaryota, Rhodophyta, Florideophyceae, Gigartinales, Gigartinaceae. The record is from RefSeq and is a predicted model, not a curated record.
AUGUCUUGUUCCUACUUCACCUCGGUAGUCGGCACACACCCGUCAAUCUUUCGCUCUAACCUGCAGUGGCCGCUUGCAGAGCUGCGGUGGGCAUUAAACGGGCAGCUCUGA